Messenger RNA from Vicugna pacos (alpaca), 1216 nucleotides. The record is from RefSeq and is a predicted model, not a curated record. NCBI's taxonomy places the organism in Eukaryota, Metazoa, Chordata, Mammalia, Artiodactyla, Camelidae.
GGGAGAGGGAGGUUCUCGAGAGGCCUGGCGUCCCCUUCCUGGACAAAGUCUUCCUGCCCAACCUCUCCACUCCGAUGCCCCCCAGAUAGGGAGCAAGUAAUGCCCCUCGGCAGUCGAGGAAGUGUCCCAAGGACCCGGGCUUCGGCGCCACCUCCUUCACGCGCAUUCCAAGUGCACCCCACAGAACCGUCUGCGGGCCAUUUGCAAACCACUACGCCUCCAGCUGGGGCCCCUCUGGGGCCCAGUCAAGGUUCACCACUGACCGGGCCCCUUGGUGGUCUGACCACUCGCUGGUGGUGGACUUUCCUUCAGAAUGGGCCAAAAAAGGCAGCGACUGUUGGAGGCCAAGCAGCAUCAGAAACCACCAGAUGGAACCCAGACACCUUCCCCUAAGGAGCCCCGCUUGGGCCUGCCCUCGACCCUGGGCCCUCAGCGCAGCAUCUAUUUCUCAAACCUGAAGGGCUGCCCUGCUCGCCUGGGAUCAGAGUUUUUCGACCAACCUGCAGUCCCCCUGGCACGGGCCUUUCUGGGGCAGGUCUUGGUCCGACGACUUGAUGAUGGCACGGAGCUCCGUGGCCGCAUUGUGGAGACUGAGGCAUACUUGGGGCCAGAGGAUGAAGCUGCCCAUUCUCGGGGUGGCCGGCAGACCCCCCGCAACCGUGGCAUGUUCAUGAAGCCAGGGACCCUGUACGUGUAUCUCAUCUAUGGCAUGUACUUCUGCAUGAAUGUUUCCAGCCGAGGGAGGGCAACCGCCCUGGGGGCCCUGUCUCUCCCACAGGGGAUGGGGCAUGUGUCCUGCUGCGAGCCCUGGAGCCCCUGGGAGGCCUGGAGGCCAUGCGGCAGCUGCGCAGUACCCUCCGCAAAGGUGCCACAGGCCGAGCCCUCAAAGACCGUGAGCUCUGCAACGGCCCCUCCAAGCUGUGCCAGGCCCUGGCCAUUGACAAGAGCUUCGACCAGCGGGACCUGGCCACAGAUGAAGCUGUAUGGCUGGAGCAGGGGCCCAGGGAGUCUGCGGUGGUGGCAGCAGCCCGAGUGGGCAUCGGCCAUGCUGGAGAGUGGGCGCACAAACCCCUGCGCUUCUAUGUGCAGGGCAGCCCCUGGGUCAGCGUGGUGGACAGAGCGGCUGAGCAGACUGCACAGGCCUGAGUAAGGACCUGCGUGGAUGACGAUUUUUAAUUGUUUAAAAACAAAAUAAAUGCAUUGUUUCCAGAAAACU